AUGUCUACUGCUCAGAAGACCCAGCAGCGCAUUCCCAGUUUCAAGGAUCACGCAUUGAUUGGAGAAUCUGCAAAGAUCCCAAUUAACGAUGCGACCUCCGUCAUCUCUUUGAGCCCCGUGGUACUUCCAGCUCCAGAACGCAUCAUGGACUUGCACAUUCGUGUCUCUGCUCCAGCAACUGGAACCAAUCUCCCAAUAAUUCUACUAUCCCACGGCCAGGGACCCUCAAACAAUCUCUCGUCUCUUAAUGGCUACAGUCCAGUAGCCAACUUCUGGGCUGCUCAUGGCUUCGCUGUCAUCCAACCCACUCAUCUCAGCUCGCGCGCGCUCAGCCUUAACCCUGAUGAAUACCCAGAAGCUCCCUGGUUCCUACGGUCCCGGGUGACAGACUUCAAACUCAUUCUCGACAAGCUUGAUGAUAUAGAGGCACUUUUCCCACAAAUUCAAGGACGCCUUGAUCAUACUCGUAUCGCAGUCGUUGGUCAUUCUGGAGGUGGCCAUACCGCAAGCUGUCUGCUGGGUGCUCGAGGAAACGACCCCACACAUCCAUCAUCCGAGGACAUGUCCGAACCACGCAUCAAAGCAGGUAUCCUCCUCGCAAGUCCCGGAGACGGCAGAGGUGGAGACGGACUAGGUCCAGCUGCCGCGAACACCGACCUCAAGUAUCACAGUCACGCGGAGAUGAAGACGCCCACGCUCGUAGUCAUUGGUGACAGUGACGGAUUCCCGUUUUUGACUACCCGGGGUGCGGAGUAUCAUGCCGAUGGAUAUUAUUUCAGCAAAGGCCCGAAGUCGCUUCUUACGGUGAAAGACGGAAAACAUGGAUUGGGUGGAGUUUCGGGUUACGAUACUGCUGAGGCCACUGAUGAUGAGAGCCCGGAACGACUGGCUAUGGUUCAGCGUAUGACUUGGGCUUAUUUGCGCAGCGCGUUAUAUCCUGAUGACCUCGCUUGGUCUGUAGCAUGUGCCGCCCUAGAGAAGCUUCCUGGAUUGGGGAAAAUUGAUAAUAAGGACUAA
Penicillium daleae is the source of this 1017-nucleotide messenger RNA. RefSeq names its product alpha/beta hydrolase family protein. Bases 1 to 1017 code for a protein of 338 amino acids. The record is from RefSeq and is a predicted model, not a curated record. The transcript has a single exon. Lineage: Eukaryota; Fungi; Ascomycota; Eurotiomycetes; Eurotiales; Aspergillaceae.